AUGGACUCCGUCAAACGGAUAACAGACGACUUGGAAAAGCCCGACCUUGACGAUCGAUCGUACCGGGUCAUCCAGCUUCACAACAAGCUCGAGGCCUUGCUUGUCCACGAUGCCCAGACGGAUAAAGCCAGCGCAAGUCUCAAUGUCAAUGUUGGCAACUUUUCAGAUGAGGAAGAUAUGCCAGGCAUGGCACAUGCCGUCGAGCAUCUGCUUUUCAUGGGAACCGAGAAGUAUCCCGUAGAGAACGAGUAUUCCUCCUAUCUUUCCUCCAAUUCCGGUCACUCGAACGCAUACACCGCUGCCACGCAGACGAAUUACUUCUUUGAGUGCGCCGCUUCGCACGAGUUCAACGACAACAUCUCCAACGGCGUGGGAAAUGCAACUUCCAACACCCUGGCCGCAGGUCCAUUGUAUGGCGCGCUUGAUAGGUUCGCCCAGUUUUUCGUCAAGCCUCUGUUUCUGGAAAGUACGUUGGAUCGUGAGUUGAGGGCCGUGGAUUCCGAGAAUAAGAAGAAUCUACAGAGCGAUGCAUGGAGGUUGUCGCAGCUGGCCAAAUCUUUGUCAAAUCCCCGUCAUCCGUACCACCACUUCUCGACGGGGAACCUGCAGACGUUACGGGACGAUCCCGAGAAAAGAGGUGUCAGGAUCCGCGACGAGUUUAUCCGUUUCUAUGAACGACACUAUUCUGCGAAUCGGAUGAAGUUGGUUGUCUUGGGCCGUGAAUCUUUGGACGAGCUCGAGAAAUGGGUCGUGGAACUCUUUUCCGAGGUCAAGAAUAAAGAUUUGCCCCAGAACCGCUGGGAUGGUGUUGAAAUGCUGACCAAAGAUCAAUUGUCCACCGAGAUCCUUGCGAAGCCGGUCAUGGAAUCACGCUCCCUGGAAAUCAGUUUUCCAUGGCAAGACGAAGAAGAGAUGUACGAGACCCAGCCAGCCAGAUACAUCAGCCACCUCAUCGGCCAUGAGGGACCUGGAAGUAUUCUCGCCUAUCUGAAGGAGAGGGGCUUGGGUCAGACUCUUUCAGCCGGUUAUCACCCUGUCUGCCCUGGGUCGGCAUUCUUCGAAAUCGAGAUUGGGUUGACGCCCGACGGCCUCAAGAAUUACCACGAGAUCGUCAAGAUUGUGUUCCAGUACAUCGGAAUGAUGAAGGCUACUCCGCCUGUGGAGUGGCUGCACCAGGAGAUGAAGAAUAUGGCCGAGGUUGACUUCAGAUUCCGCCAGAAGUCCCCAGCAAGCCGGUUCACAAGUGCGACGAGCAGUAUCAUGCAGAAAGAACUACCCCGUAACUGGCUCCUGAGUGGUACCAGCAAGUUCAGGAAGUUUGAUGCCCAAGCCAUCACACAAGCGAUGCAAUAUCUCCGCGAGGACAACUUCCGGCUCAUGCUGGUGGCACAAGAGUACCCCGGUGACUGGGACCACAAGGAGAAAUGGUAUGGAACCGAGUACAAGGUGGAUAGCAUCCCAACGGAUGUUUUGUCGGAAGUGCGAAAGGCCCUGGCUUCCCCAGGAAACCACGCCAUCGAGGAUCUCCAUCUUCCACACAAGAACGAAUUCAUUCCCACCCAGUUGGACGUGGAGAAGACAGAGGUCAAAGAACCUGCAAAGACCCCCAAAUUGCUGCGCAACGAUGACGUGGUUCGUCUAUGGUGGAAGAAGGAUGACACUUUCUGGGUCCCCAAGGCCAACCUCAACAUCAAACUCCGGAACCCAGUCACCUACGCCAACCCUGCCAAUUAUGUCAAGACCGUCUUGUUUGUCAGUCUGGUUAGGGAUGCCCUGUCGAGCUAUUCUUACGACGCUGAGAUCUCUGGCUUGGCGUAUGCUGUUGGGGCCAAUACACUAGGCGUGGACCUGAGCGUGCACGGUUAUAACGACAAAAUGGCGGUUCUCCUGGAGAAGAUCUUGAUCACGUUGAAGAACCUUGAGAUCAAAGCUGAUCGAUUCGAGAUCAUCAAGGAGCGCAUGGCCAGAAAGUACAAAAAUUGGGCCUUUCAGCAGCCAUAUUAUCAGAUUGGGGAUUACACCCGAUGGAUCCUGAGUGAACGGGGGUGGAUGAACGAUGUCUUUGCCGCAGAGCUCCCGUACAUUACGGUCGACGAUGUCCGAACCUUUGCGCCUCAGCUCCUGCAACAGGCCCAUAUCGAGGUGCUGGCUCACGGCAAUUUGUACAAAGAGGACGCUAAGAACAUUGCGAGUCUGGUCGAGUCAAUACUGGCGCCACGCGCGUUACCUGUGUCACAGUGGGAGAUUAGAAGGAACGUGAUUGUCCCUCCGGGAAGCGACUUUGUGUACAAGCACACAUUGGGCGACCCGGCCAACAUCAACAAUGCGAUUGAGUAUUAUUUGGACGUCGGUCAUGUGAUGGAUAUUCCCCUCCGAUCGAGGCUGCAGCUGUUUGCUCAAAUCACUGACGAACCUGCCUUUGACCAACUUCGAACCAAGGAGCAGCUCGGUUACGUGGUCUGGAGUGGCGUGAGACCGGCGGCAGUCACGAUGGGAUACCGAGUCCUCAUACAAAGCGAGCGAGAUCCGGAAUACCUUGAGACCCGUAUUAACGCGUUCUUGCUCAAGUUUAAGGAGGAUUUUGAGUCGAUGUCGGUAGAGGACUUUGAAGGGCACAAACGCAGUCUGAUCAACAAACGAUUGGAGAAGCUCAAGAACCUUGACUUCGAGACCAAUCGCCUGUGGGCUUAUAUCAGCGGUGAAUAUUACAACUUUCACCAAGUCGAUCGGGAUGUUGCCGUCAUCCGGCAACUCACGAAGGAUGAUAUCAAAGCAUUCUUUGCGCAGUACAUUGAUCCACAAUCACCCACCCGAGCCAAAGUCUCGGUGCACCUCGAAGCACAAGCUCUCAAGGCUCCAGUGGAACAGCUUCCAGCAGACAAGAGAGAUGAACUGGUCAAAGUUCUGAAGAGUCUUGACGUGGACGUUGACGAAGCCAAACUCAAGACACGUUUCGCGAAGGUCGACCUGGCGGAUGAGACCAGUGUUGUCGGGGCGAUUCAAGAAUACCUUGGCACCUCGGUCUCCGACUCAAAGACAGAAGAGAUACGGGAAAAGUUAAAGGAGCUCACACCAAAGAUCAAGCCGGUCGAGGCCCCGAACAAUACAGCGGCGAUACCUGUAGUCAUCACCGACCCCUAUCGGUGGAAGGCUGGGUUGCAGGUCAGUCAAGGACCCACUGCAAUCGAAGAUGUGCGGGCCUAUGAGGACCUAGAAUCCAAGCUAUGA
This is a messenger RNA of Capronia epimyces CBS 606.96, 3228 nucleotides long. RefSeq names its product insulysin. NCBI's taxonomy places the organism in Eukaryota, Fungi, Ascomycota, Eurotiomycetes, Chaetothyriales, Herpotrichiellaceae. Gene Ontology annotation, molecular function: metal ion binding; metalloendopeptidase activity. Gene Ontology annotation, biological process: peptide catabolic process. The transcript has 2 exons. Bases 1 to 3228 code for a protein of 1075 amino acids. Gene Ontology annotation, cellular component: cytosol; mitochondrion. The record is from RefSeq and is a predicted model, not a curated record.